Molecule: messenger RNA, 2217 nt
Organism: Sporothrix brasiliensis 5110
Lineage: Eukaryota; Fungi; Ascomycota; Sordariomycetes; Ophiostomatales; Ophiostomataceae
Product: cullin 1
Exons: 3
Coding region: 1-2217 (738 amino acids)
Biological process (GO): protein ubiquitination; SCF-dependent proteasomal ubiquitin-dependent protein catabolic process
Cellular component (GO): SCF ubiquitin ligase complex
Molecular function (GO): ubiquitin protein ligase binding
Source: RefSeq, a predicted model, not a curated record
AUGCCCCCGGUCGCUAACGCUCGACCCGGCGGAUUGGCGCUGAUGCCGCAGCCCAACCACGAGGAUAUUAACGCCACCUGGGAGUAUCUAAAGAAUGGAGUGAACAGCAUCAUGGUCAACCUUGAUGGAGCGCAUCUGCUUGGAGAAGACUUGUACGAAAAGCUGACAGAGUACCUCGCCGACCAUUUGACAGGUCUUCGCUUAGAGGCCGAGCACCACAGCGGCGAAGCCCUCCUGGCGUUCUAUAUUAGAGAAUGGGAUCGGUACACUGUCGCCGCCAAAUACAUCCACCACCUUUUCCGCUAUCUGAACCGUCACUGGGUUAAGCGCGAAAUUGAUGAAGGAAAACGGAACGUGUACGACGUGUACAUUCUACACUUGGUGCAAUGGCGCAGCAUCCUCUUCGACAAGAUUUCUUCUAGUGUCAUGGAUGCAGUCCUAAGUCUGGUGGAGCGUCAGAGAAACGGAGAAACUAUCGAGUAUCUCCAGAUCAAGCAGGUUCUUGAGUCCAUGGUAUCACUUGGCCUUGACGAAAAUGAUGCGAGCAAAACGACACUGGACACGUACCGGUAUCAUUUCGAGCGGCCCUUUAUCGCGGCGACGAAGAAGUACUACCAGGAAGAGAGCAGCCAGUUCGUUGGCAAGAACUCGGUUGUCGAGUUCAUGAAGAAGGCCGAGAGCCGGUUGGCCGAAGAGGAAAAGCGUGUCGAGCUCUUUUUGCACCCUGAUAUUGCCGGGCCUCUCAAGCGGUGCUGCAACCAGGCGCUUAUAGCAGAUCACGCCAAUCUGCUGCGCGAGGAAUUCCAGGCACUGCUCGAUAACAACCGCGAGGAGGACAUGGCGCGCAUGUACAACCUUUUGUCUAGAAUACCGGACGGCCUGGACCCUCUGCGGAAGAAGUUUGAGACGCACGUUCGCAAUGCUGGAUUGUCGGCUGUCAGCAAAGUUGCUGCGGACGCCGAGAAGCUCGACCCCAAGGUGUACGUGGACGCGCUGCUCGAGACGCACACGCAGUACCAGGCCCUGGUCAAGAGGGCCUUUACGGAUGAGCCGGAGUUUACCAGGUCCUUGGACAAUGCGUGCCGCGAGUUCGUCAACCGCAACGAAGUGUGCAAAGCCGGCUCUAACAAGAGCCCUGAGCUGCUAGCCAAGUACGCCGACUUCAUGCUGAAGAAGAGCGGCGCCGGCGUCGAAGAGGCUGACCUGGAACUCAGCCUGGUACAGAUCAUGACGGUGUUCAAAUACAUUGAGGACAAGGAUGUUUUCCAGAAAUUCUACUCGCGGAUGCUGGCUCGCCGCCUGGUCCAUACGAGCACCUCGUCGGACGACGCCGAGGCAAGCAUGAUUUCCAAGCUCAAGGAAGCGUGCGGCUUCGAGUAUACCAAUCGGCUACAACGGAUGUUCCAAGACAUGCAUGUUUCCAAGGAUCUCAACGCUGGCUUCAAGGAGCACGUCCAGGCCCUGGAGGGUAAUUCGCUCGACGGCCAAUACGCUGUUUUGGGUACAGGUUUCUGGCCGUUGUCGGCGCCGACUACGACGUUUGUGCCACCACCCGACAUUCAAGCCGAUUGCGAUAAGUUCAAUCGCUUCUACAAGAACAAGCACGAGGGCCGGAAGUUGACAUGGCUCUGGCAGCUGUGCAAGGGCGAGCUUAAGACGAGCUACUGCAAGAGCUCCAAAACGCCGUACACUUUCCAGGUCUCAGCGUACCAAAUGGCCAUCCUGCUGCUUUUCAACGACAAGGACACACACACGUACGAGGAGAUCGCAUCGGCUACGCAGCUCAGCAACGAGUUCCUCGAUCCAAGCCUGGCCAUCAUCGUGAAGGCCAAGGUUCUGCUCGUCACCAACGAGAAUGGCGAGAAGGCUGGCGACAAGGUCGGCCCCGGCAAGACGUUCAGUCUCAACUACGACUUCCGGAACAAGAAGAUUCGCAUCAACCUCAAUGUCGGCAUGAAGGCCGAGCAGCGGCAAGAGGAGGCCGAGACGAAUAAGACGAUUGAAGAGGACCGCAAGCUUCUCCUUCAGUCGGCUAUUGUUCGUAUUAUGAAGGCACGGAAACGCAUGAAGCACGCCCAGCUUGUCAGCGAGACUAUAGCGCAGAUCAAGGGCCGUUUCCACCCGAAGGUUGGUGACAUCAAGAAAUGCAUCGAGAUCCUUCUCGACAAGGAAUACCUUGAGCGUCUCGACGACGACGAACUCGGCUACCUUGCUUAA